Molecule: messenger RNA, 558 nt
Organism: Haliotis rufescens (red abalone)
Lineage: Eukaryota; Metazoa; Mollusca; Gastropoda; Lepetellida; Haliotidae
Product: ribosome-binding protein 1-like
Exons: 1
Coding region: 1-558 (185 amino acids)
Source: RefSeq, a predicted model, not a curated record
AUGUCUUGGGACACGUCGAGUAAAGGUGAAGGUCGUCAGGGGCAAUCAGCACAGCACAUAGCAGAUGCGAAGACUGUGCAGUGCAGAGAGGCCGCGAAGGUUGACACGUCAAGUAAAGGUGAAGGUCGUCAGGGGCAAUCACCACAGCACAUAGCAGAUGCGAAGACUGUGCAGUGCAGAGAGGCCGCGAAGGUUGACACGUCAAGUAAAGGUGAAGGUCGUCAGGGGCAAUCACCACAGCACAUAGCAGAUGCGAAGACUGUGCAGUGCAGAGAGGCCGCGAAGGUUGACACGUCAAGUAAAGGUGAAGGUCGUCAGGGGCAAUCACCACAGCACAUAGCAGAUGCGAAGACUGUGCAGUGCAGAGAGGCCGCGAAGGUUGACACGUCGGGUAAAGGUGAAGGUCGUCAGGGGCAAUCAGCACAGCACAUAGCAAAUGCGAAGACUGUGCAGUGCAGAGAGGCCCCGAAGGUUGACACGUCGGACAUCAGUGAGAGGGAGACGCAUCUGGUUGGUCAUCCAUUGAGUCCCGUCCAUAUAGGUCUGGAAAGAAGAUAA